Molecule: messenger RNA, 1224 nt
Organism: Capronia coronata CBS 617.96
Lineage: Eukaryota; Fungi; Ascomycota; Eurotiomycetes; Chaetothyriales; Herpotrichiellaceae
Product: biotin synthetase
Exons: 2
Coding region: 1-1224 (407 amino acids)
Biological process (GO): biotin biosynthetic process
Cellular component (GO): mitochondrion
Molecular function (GO): 2 iron, 2 sulfur cluster binding; biotin synthase activity
Source: RefSeq, a predicted model, not a curated record
AUGGAACUGGCAAGCAUGAGUCGCACAGUGACUCGCAGGGUGAUCAAAACGACGUCCUACGCCCGCUACUACAGCAUCGUCCACGAUGUGCCUCGCACGACAGCCAGUCUAAGCCAAAGUCCUCCCCCACCACAACCCCAGAGCCAGUCUGUCUUCGAGCAGGCCGUCAAUGCCACCGGACCUCGCAACAACUGGACCAAAGAUGAGAUCUCACAGAUACACCAGACUCCUCUCAUGGAGCUGGCCUUUGCUGCAGGCACCGUCCACCGCCGAUUCCACAAACCGUCAGCUGUCCAAUUGUGUACAUUGAUGAACAUCAAGACUGGGGGAUGCACAGAAGACUGCUCCUAUUGUGCUCAAUCUUCUCGAUACAAGACUAACCUCCAAACCACCAAACUCUCCACCGUCGACUCCGUCAUCGAGGCGGCCAAGAUCGCCAAAGCCAAUGGGUCAAAUCGCUUCUGUAUGGGUGCCGCCUGGCGUGAUAUGCGUGGACGGACAAGAGGCCUGAAGAAUAUUGUUGAAAUGGUCAAAGGUGUACGAGGCCUGGGCAUGGAAGCUUGCGUUACCCUCGGCAUGCUAGACAAGCAACAAGCGAAAGAGUUGAAAGAAGCCGGCCUGACUGCCUACAACCACAAUCUCGACACCUCCCGCGAACAUUAUCCCAACGUUAUCACUACACGCACCUACGAUGAGCGAUUGCAGACUCUGGAGAAUGUCCGCGAGGCCGGCAUCCACGUCUGCAGCGGUGGCAUCCUUGGCCUGGGUGAGACCCCUGAGACAGACCAUGUCGGCUUGAUCCACACACUGGCUACGUUGCCAGAACAUCCCGAAUCAUUUCCCGUCAACAAACUUGUCCCGAUCAAGGGAACGCCCAUGUUCGGUCAAGAACCAGUGAAACUAGAAGAUAUUGUCCGUUGCAUCGCAACCGCUCGUCUGGUCAUGCCCCAGACGAUCAUUCGGAUUGCAGCAGGAAGAGUCACCAUGCCCGAGAGUGAGCAGAUGCUAUGCUUCAUGGCGGGAGCCAAUGCCAUCUUCACGGGAGAGAAAAUGCUCACGACUGAGUGCAAUGGCUGGGACGAGGACAAGGCCAUGUUUCAACGAUGGGGCCUCGAACCCAUGCAGACGGAGGCCAGCCAGAUUGUCGAGGAGCCCAAAUUUGAGGCCCAGAGCUUUGCUCAUUUGCGCGACGAGAACAAGACUUCUCCUCAGGUUGCGGCAUAA